Aspergillus novofumigatus IBT 16806 is the source of this 885-nucleotide messenger RNA. RefSeq lists its product as uncharacterized. The transcript is spliced from 5 exons. Lineage: Eukaryota; Fungi; Ascomycota; Eurotiomycetes; Eurotiales; Aspergillaceae. The record is from RefSeq and is a predicted model, not a curated record. The coding region runs from base 1 to 885 and encodes 294 amino acids.
AUGGUCGGACUUGCACUAGAACACAACAUCCAAGUCAACGAUGGCCCCUUAACUUCCGAAAACGCCGCUCUUCUCCGUCCCUCAGACCCAUCCCUCCCCCUGGACGAACUCCGCGCCCGCUACGAACAAGACGGCUACCUCUUCCUCAAACACCUUCUCCCCCGCGACGACGUCCUCGAAGCCCGCAGACAGUACUUCUCCCUGCUCGCCCCAACCAGCGUUCUCCGAGAGGGCACCGACCCCCAGGCCGCGCAGUUUGUGGACCUGGCCAUCGAGGCGCAUUACCAGGAUUGGUAUGCGGAGAAGUUCUGCAACCAUCCCGCUCUGGUCCGCUUUGUGGCCGAGUUCACGGGCUGGGGUGAGCAUACGCUGAAUUUCCGCCGGACGCUGCUGAGGAAUAAUACGCCUGGCACGAAACCUAUCGGGGUGCACUAUGAUCAGAUCUUCUUGCGGUAUGGGGAGCCGACGAGUGUCACGGCUUGGGUGCCUAUGGGGGAUAUCAAAAUCAAUGGCGGGGGGUUGAUCUACCUCGAGGACGGCGACCCUGUUGGGCUCAAAAUCGAGGAAGAAUUCACCAUCAAGGCGAAGCAGGCCGGUUUAACUGAUGAAGACGCCAGAUCGGCUUUCAACUCGAAUAUGAUGGCCACGGGGCUUUUGUCCGAGUCGCCGGUCGAGUUUGCCAGGCAGCAUGGCCGUCGCUGGCUGGUGUCUGCCUACGAGGCGGGUGAUGUUGUGUUGCACAAACCUCAUACGAUUCAUGCGUCGACCAUCAACAAUGACCCGGAUAAAGUCAUUCGUCUGGCGACUGAUUUGCGGUUCUGCGACUCGUCCAAGCCUUAUGAUAAGAGAUGGAUGAACUUUUAUAGAUUUGGAGAUGGUGUUUGA